This is a messenger RNA of Elgaria multicarinata webbii, 1069 nucleotides long. RefSeq names its product adaptor related protein complex 1 subunit sigma 3 (gene AP1S3). The coding region runs from base 59 to 520 and encodes 153 amino acids. The record is from RefSeq and is a predicted model, not a curated record. Gene Ontology annotation, molecular function: clathrin-cargo adaptor activity. Gene Ontology annotation, cellular component: AP-1 adaptor complex; membrane coat; intracellular membrane-bounded organelle. The transcript has 5 exons. Lineage: Eukaryota; Metazoa; Chordata; Lepidosauria; Squamata; Anguidae. Gene Ontology annotation, biological process: vesicle-mediated transport; intracellular protein transport.
CCUCGGACGCCGCGUCGGGGCUCGGGUGAGCGGGAGGAAGGACUACCUGCGCGUACAGAUGCACUUUAUCCUGCUCUUCAGCCGACAAGGGAAAUUAAGACUUCAGAAGUGGUUUAUUACACUGCCUGAAAAAGAGAAGAAAAAAAUCACCCGAGAAAUUGUGCAGAUUAUUCUGGCUCGCAACCAAAAAACUAGUAGUUUUGUUGACUGGAAAGACCUCAAGCUUGUUUACAAAAGGUACGCUAGUUUAUACUUCUGUUGUGCAAUAGAAGACCAGGAUAAUGAACUUCUGGCUCUAGAGGUGGUCCAUCGUUAUGUGGAGCUAUUGGACAGGUAUUUUGGCAAUGUGUGUGAGCUGGAUAUUAUAUUCAAUUUUGAAAAAGCGUACUUCAUUCUUGAUGAGUUUCUAAUGGGAGGGGAAAUUCAAGAAACAUCCAAAAAAUCUGCUGUGAAAGCAAUAGAAGAAGCCGACAUGUUACAAGAGACAAUGGAAGAAUACAUGAGCAAGCCUGCCUUUUAACUAGAUGGUGCAUCAACAGAAAAAGAUGCUGCAUACUUUGUAUAUGUAAAAUUUCCCUGUUCCUAGCUGCUGAAUUUUAUUUAAGAAAUUCAACUCCUUCCCUUCCCAUGACCUCCUAAAGAAAUAUAUAUAUCUAUAUAUAUAUGCAACAGUCAAGAUGAAGGGCAGCCACAGUAGUGCAUGUGUAACAUACAUGUAUUCUACUUUACAUUCAUCUAACCUUCUUUGGCUGUCUAGAUUGACUGUUUUAUGACAAUUCUAUGCUACCAACUUUUUAUUCUAAGGAAUUUAUACUAGAACACUUGAAGGAUAUAUUUAUAUGACUUUUGGUCAGUUUCUGACAGUUCAGUAUAAUUUUGUAAAAAAAAAAAGCCAUUUAUUUUGAAUGUGAUCAUUUUUCUGAAUUAAUAAUACCAAUUAUGCAAAACCUUCUGGAUAUUGAUUUAUUCUGGGUUUUUUAGACUGCUUUGAAAGCAGGCGAGUACUCCCAAGUUCAGGCUGAAUGGAGUUGUAGGUUUGGAGAUUAAUAACAACAGUGUUGAUACACUA